AUGGUUCACGUGCUGAGGCCCUGGGGCCGGGCCUUCGACGUCUGUGUUUCUGGGGACACAGUUCAAUCCGUAGUUCUUGUCCUGUUAACGCGGCACAAACACAACACUCUCAGCGCGGUCACCCCGGGCGUCUUUCUCAACAACUGGUGUCGUGAAGCAGCCGCGCCACCUCUGGGGCCCCCGCCCCUCCCCCUGCCGUGGUCUCUUCCGUGGACAAGCGACGUCGUCGUGGACAGUUGUCGCGGACAGUGCCGGCCUGUUACGUGCAGAAAGAAUGAUGAUGGGGACACAAGUGUUGUCGUUGAAAAGGACCAUUUCAUGGAUGAUUUCUUCCAUCAGGUUGAGGAGAUCAGGACCAGCAUAGCUAAAAUAGCUCAAUAUGUUGAAGAGGUAAAGAAAAACCACAGCAUCAUUCUUUCUGCACCAAACCCAGAAGGAAAAACAAAGGAAGACCUUGAGGAUCUGAACAAAGAAAUCAAGAAAACUGCCAGUAAAAUCCGAGCCAAGUUGAAGUCUAUCGAGCAGAGUUUUGAUCAGGAUGAGAGUGGGGACCGCACCUCAGUGGAUCUCCGGAUACGACGAACUCAGCAUUCAGUACUGUCUCGGAAGUUUGUGGAGGUCAUGACCGAGUACAACGAGGCCCAGACUCUGUUUCGGGAGCGGAGCAAAGGACGCAUACAGCGCCAGCUGGAGAUCACUGGAAGAACCACGACCGACGAGGAGCUGGAAGAAAUGCUGGAAAGCGGGAGCCCUUCGGUCUUCACCGCAGACAUUAUAUCAGACUCGCAGAUCACUAGACAAGCUCUCAAUGAAAUUGAGUCUCGUCACAAGGACAUCAUGAAGCUGGAGACCAGUAUCCGGGAGCUACACGAGAUGUUCACGGACAUGGCCAUGUUCGUCGAGACCCAGGGCGAAAUGAUCAACAACAUAGAAAAAAACGUUAUGAACGCCACAGACUAUGUAGAACACGCUAAAGAAGAAACGAAAAAGGCGAUUAAAUAUCACAGCAAAGCUAGAAGGCAACAACCUUGUCGUAGCGACCGUAUCCCGAGAGCCACUGUCCUUGGAGUCAGACCACAGGCGCAGCGAGCGGUGAGCCCGCGCCCUCCCGUCCCGUGA
This is a messenger RNA of Puma concolor (puma), 1119 nucleotides long. The record is from RefSeq and is a predicted model, not a curated record. Lineage: Eukaryota; Metazoa; Chordata; Mammalia; Carnivora; Felidae.